AUGUCGCUCAGACUGAGAUUGUUCGAUGACGUCAUUUCCGGAUUCGGUGACGACUGCAAAGUUACCACUGAAGAACUUGAGGCAAUGCUAACGCCUGGAGGAAAGGGGAACAACGAUUUCUGCAUGACAAAUGUUCAUGGACAAGACACGCCUUUGUCGAUUGAAAUUUCCGCAAAACCUAGGAUACGACGUGGCGUUGCAAUUGACGUCAGACGCGGCCUCUUUUCCGGAAAGCGCUCUGCUGAUGUAGACCUUACAGUGUCACCAAUACAUGCAGCCAAAAAGGCCAAAGACGUUUUUGGCGUUACGCCGAAAUCCCACGAACGUUUGACAAAUGGGAUCAUUAAAGCGGUCGAAACGCUUGAAAUCGGAAACGACAUGAUCGCUGCUGGGUCAAGUAAAUACACACUUCCGACAGUGCCCGGAAAGCACAGUGACCUUACGGCCAUUUCGCCGGAAAUAAUGGCUGACGUCAUUCGUGGAUACUUCAAUGACGUCAUUGGUGACGUCACCAUUGUCGAUUGCCGUUACCCGUACGAGUUCGAGGGCGGGCACAUCAGAGGGGCUGUAAACAUGUACACGAAAGAUCAGGUCAAUAGAUUGCUUCAGAAACCACUAGCUGACGACGAGCGUCACGUGCUGAUCUUCCACUGUGAAUUCUCAUCAGAGAGAGGGCCGAAAAUGUACCGGUUCCUGCGUGCGCAAGACCGGAUGUUAAACAGCGACAGUUAUCCGCGACUGAACUUCCCGGAAGUGUACCUUCUCAAUGGCGGAUACAAGGCCUUCUUCAACAAGUAUCAGGGCCUAUGUGAUCCGAUCAGCUACAAACCCAUGUUGCAUGAGAACCACUCGGCCGACCUACGUCACUUUCGGGUGAAAUCUAAAUCCUGGACGGGGGAGGACGGCAAUCAGAAGACAAGUAGACGCCACCGCAGUCGUCUUGGGCGCCAUCUUAGUCUCUGA
This is a messenger RNA of Mya arenaria, 963 nucleotides long. Its product is annotated as M-phase inducer phosphatase 1-like. The coding region runs from base 1 to 963 and encodes 320 amino acids. Gene Ontology annotation, cellular component: nucleus; cytoplasm. The transcript is spliced from 5 exons. NCBI's taxonomy places the organism in Eukaryota, Metazoa, Mollusca, Bivalvia, Myida, Myidae. Gene Ontology annotation, biological process: protein dephosphorylation; G2/M transition of mitotic cell cycle; positive regulation of G2/MI transition of meiotic cell cycle. The record is from RefSeq and is a predicted model, not a curated record. Gene Ontology annotation, molecular function: protein tyrosine phosphatase activity.